This is a messenger RNA of Salvia splendens (bonfire salvia), 1208 nucleotides long. Its product is annotated as serine/arginine-rich splicing factor RS40. Gene Ontology annotation, molecular function: RNA binding. The record is from RefSeq and is a predicted model, not a curated record. The transcript is spliced from 6 exons. Lineage: Eukaryota; Viridiplantae; Streptophyta; Magnoliopsida; Lamiales; Lamiaceae. The coding region runs from base 323 to 1030 and encodes 235 amino acids.
CUGCAGGUAUUUCUGAAAAAAAAUUCUGCAUCAUGAAGCCUAUAUUUUGCGGGAAUCUGGACUUUGACGCUCGGCAAUCCGACGUUGAUCGCCUUUUCAGAAAAUAUGGGAGGGUGGAUCGUGUAGAUAUGAAAUCUGGAUUACUCUUGGUCUUCCUGGAUGGAUGGUUCUCUCUGCUUUAAUUUUCUGGCUUGUGCCCAUGAUACAUGUUUCUGUCUGUCCGAAAGAAUCGAUAUUUCUGCCAUGCUCUACCAUUCCACACUACCUGUAGAUCAUUCACUUUUCUAUUCCUCACCACUUUGCCCAGUCACCGAUUUCCAUCAUGUUUCGACAUAGAUUCAUGUUCAAUUCGGAUCCAGUGGCAGGCUUCUGCUUCGUCUAUAUGGAAGAUGAGCGGGAUGCAGAGGAUGCGAUCCGGAGGCUUGACAGGGUAGAGUUUGGCAGCAAAGGGCGCAGAAUUCGUGUGGAGUGGACCAAGCAAGAGCGUGGUAGCAGAAGGCCCGAGAGCACCAGAAAAUCUUCUUCCAGUGCACGACCUUCUAAAACAUUAUUUGUCAUUAACUUUGAUCCCAUCAAUACUAGGACCAGGGACAUUGAAAAGUAUUUUGAGCAUUAUGGAAAGAUAUCCAAUGUCAGGAUCAGAAGGAACUUUGCGUUUGUGCAGUAUGAGCUGCAGGAAGAUGCAACCCGAGCAUUGGAGGAGACUCACUUAAGCAAAUUCAUGGAUCGAGUUAUAUCAGUGGAAUAUGCGAUCCGGGACGAUGAUGACAAAAGAAAUGGGCACAGCCCUGAUGGAAGAGGACGUGACACGUCUCCUGAUAGAAGAAACUAUGAUCGCAGACGUUCCCCAAGUCCCUAUCAAAGAGAUAGGGGUAGCCCUGACUAUGGACAUGGAUCUCUACCAAAUGCUAGAUCAGAACGAAGGGGCAGUCCUCAAUAUGGAAGAGCAGAAAGCCCUGCCAAUGAUAGAUACAACAGUCGUUCACCCCCGCCUCCACGUGAGAGGUCUCGAUCACGAUCCCGGUCUUGAGAAGGAAGAACACCGUUAGUAGUAUUUGGUAGAAUCUAUUCUCAUCAUUCUUCCCUGCAAAUUUCUCCAAGUGUUUUCAACUAGUUAUUGUUAAAACUUUGGGUAGAGAGUGUUGUAUCCUAUGCAUUGUUGAAUUCGAUUGUGAUUCGUACUUACGUCAAACUGUUCUAUGUUUCAA